Molecule: messenger RNA, 1131 nt
Organism: Micromonas commoda
Lineage: Eukaryota; Viridiplantae; Chlorophyta; Mamiellophyceae; Mamiellales; Mamiellaceae
Exons: 1
Coding region: 106-1074 (322 amino acids)
Source: RefSeq, a predicted model, not a curated record
GGCCACGCCGAGGACGACAGCCGUGCGCCGCCGACGAAGGCUGCGCCCGCGACGGUGACGAUCAAGUUCAAGGUGACGAACGCGUCGUGCGAGCCGGAUCCGCCGAUGGAUCAUCUCGGGGACGAACGCGACGGUGACGACGAGAAGGGAUCCCGGACGGAGGACGUCAACCGAGAGAAGGGUGAGGGCGGCGGAGGUGUUCCGGAAGACGGGGAGAAGGUCGAGGGUGACGGCGGGGAAGGCGGAGAAGGGGUGCCCGAGGAAGGGGUGCCCGAGGAAGGGGAGGCCGAGCCCGAACCCGAGGCCGAGGCUGACGAAUCGGAGUUUUUCGUGCGGUUCAGCGUGGCGCCCGCCGCCGGCGACGACGACGACGACGCCGGUACCUUCGCGAUCCCGAGAAGACGACGAACUCCGCCCGAGCCCGAGGGCGGCGAGGGCGGCGGCGAGGGUGCCGAGGGUGCCGAGGGUGCCGAGGGCGGAGAGGGCGACGCCGGAGAGGGCGACGCCGGAGAGGCGACUGACGAGGUCGCCGCCGCCGCCGCCGCCGUCGUCGAGGAGGACCCGGACGACCCGGACACCACCUUCUACGCCGACCUACCCCUGACCGUCGCGACGCGGGACCUGUUGCACCGCGGGGUGACCUUCGAGAUGUGCAAGGUGGAGAUGGUCCCGAGGGUUGACGACUCGCCGAAGGAGCCGAGGGAGGACGCCGACGCCGGGGGCGACGCGGAGGGUGCCGAGGGGCAACCCGAGGGGCAAUCCGAGGGGCCAUCCGAGGGGCAAUCCGAGCUCGUCGAGCGCGUCACCGUCGUGGGCGUCGCCGUCGUCAGGCUCGGGUCGCUCCUCUCCGGCGUCUCCCGGGAGUGGAGCGGCGAAGUCGACUUUACGAGAGUGGCGCCGAUGUAUCGAAAGACGCCCGUCGGGGAGGUGCUCGUGGCGUUGGGCGGGGACGGGUCGGGCGCGGGGGAACGCGCGGGACGGGCGACGGUGACGUGCGUGAUGCACGCGACGAGGCCCGUCGUCGAAGGGGACGGCGGAGGUGAGGAGGGCGAGGAGACCGCGGCGGAGGAGUAGAGGCUUGCGACGAGUCGGUUGAAAUUUUCACGGGAUAACAACCGAGUUUUUUUUGUC